Molecule: messenger RNA, 1241 nt
Organism: Aspergillus vadensis CBS 113365
Lineage: Eukaryota; Fungi; Ascomycota; Eurotiomycetes; Eurotiales; Aspergillaceae
Exons: 2
Coding region: 87-1172 (361 amino acids)
Source: RefSeq, a predicted model, not a curated record
AAACCCCUCAACCAAUUCCUCGUCACUGCGUUAUAGCCACCCAGCAAAAGAAAAUCCCAAGACAUCCACAAAACAAGCAACAAAGUAUGGCUGAUCCCAUAAAGACACUUGACAACGCAAGCCGCUACGGCGACGCUUCAACCGUCUCGCGAAAGACAUACCCAAUUGCGGGGAUCCAAACCACGGUCUACGGUCUUGAUGAACUCCCCACACAAACCUCCGACAUUGCCUGUCUGUGGCUUUUACAUCCCAGAGGAGGUACCCAAGAACGUAUGACAGGCAUUGGGACGACCAUCAUCGCGGAUUGGAAUUCCAGGAACCCCACUAAGGGCCUGAUUGCUGUCGCAUUCGAUCAACGCAAUCAUGGAACGAGAGAGGUAGAUCCACUGGCCAAUGAAGCAUGGAGACAGGGAAACCCUCGUCAUGCCCAGGAUAUGUUCUCAAUCUUUCAGGGUACUGCCCGAGACGUAUCUCUUCUGAUCGAUUACCUCCCCUCUUAUGUGUUCCCCCACUCCGAUCGCAAGAUCGUCGAUAAUCUGGUGUUGGGUGUUUCCCUGGGCGGCCAUGCAGCAUGGAGCUGCCUUCUGCAUGAACCUCGCAUAAGCGCCGGGGUCGUGGUCAUCGGCUGCCCGGAUUACGUGAAUCUGAUGGCUGAUCGGGCCAGAUUAUCGAAGUUGCCAUCGUGGACGAGCACUGACAUCCCAGGCUCUCAAUUCCUCGGCUCCGAGGCUUUUCCUUCUUCUCUACUGGAUGCUGUGAGGAAGUACGAUCCGGCAGGUCUGUUUUUGAGCCACGUGAAGUCGGCCUCGGGUGUCGGUCCUCUUCGCAGUGGACCAUUGCCCGAACCGACGGAGAGCGAGAAGGCUGCGUUGCGACCGCUCCUUGCCCGUUCCAUAGCCGGAAAGAGGAUUCUCAAUUUGGCUGGCGGCAAGGACAAAUUGGUCCCUUAUCAUCGUGGGGAGGUGUUCUUGGCUUGGUUAAAGCAGGCUGUCGCUUCGCAGGGCUGGUUUGCUGAUGGUGCUGUGACCUUGGAAGACAUCAUUGAUGAAGAGGCUGGACACGAUAUGACCGGGAAAAUGAUGGAUGAGGCAACUCGUUUCGUUCGUGAAACCCUGGAGGCCAGCAACAAAGCCCCAGAGAAGGUGGGGUCGGUGCGUGAAUCGAAGAUCUAGACUCCUUCCUCUGUCCGGAUGUACUACGACCGCUGUUUUACAUACUAGAGACAUAUAUAAACUUCCCGG